Molecule: messenger RNA, 531 nt
Organism: Peronospora belbahrii
Lineage: Eukaryota; Oomycota; Peronosporomycetes; Peronosporales; Peronosporaceae
Source: the annotation of a GenBank genome assembly
AUGGCGAAGAGCGCGUUCUUGGUACGAGUAUAUGAAGCCAACACGGUAUAUGACUCAAAGGUUGCUAUUGAAGCGGAGAAGCCGGACGAGCUAAAGGACGUGGAUGCAUUUAAAUUGCAACUGUUUCUGGCAAAGAAAGACGCAAGCGUGUGGCUGUCAUCUCGCUCGGAAGGCGCAACGAGGCCAGCAAUGCAGAUUCCAAAGAUGACUGAAGUGGUCGUGCCAGAAAAAUACGCUGAAGAAUGCAGAUUACUGGAUGAAUGGGAUAUCAAUGCUGGUGUCGUGGUGGGCUCGCCGGGCAUUGGUAAGUCGACGAUGUUAUGCAUAAUGGCCUUUUAUCUCGUUUUCAGGCACAAUAAAAAUGUGCUGGUGUACCGGCGAAUGGUCCAGUUACGAGAGGAGUACUAUCUCAUUUAUCUAGGUCACGAGAAUAAGAAGGUCGUGCAGUAUACAGUUGCGCGAUGUACUACACCGAAUGCGACUGACAUAUAUGAGGAGCUUAUCCGCCAAAAGGGCGUAUCAAACGUAUAA